Durotheca rogersii is the source of this 1182-nucleotide messenger RNA. Its product is annotated as cyclin-like protein. The transcript is spliced from 2 exons. Bases 1 to 1182 code for a protein of 393 amino acids. Gene Ontology annotation, biological process: positive regulation of DNA-templated transcription, elongation; regulation of transcription by RNA polymerase II. The record is from RefSeq and is a predicted model, not a curated record. Gene Ontology annotation, cellular component: cyclin/CDK positive transcription elongation factor complex; nucleus. Gene Ontology annotation, molecular function: cyclin-dependent protein serine/threonine kinase activator activity. NCBI's taxonomy places the organism in Eukaryota, Fungi, Ascomycota, Sordariomycetes, Xylariales, Xylariaceae.
AUGGCGAGCAUCGACCGAUACCGACCUCCUCCGCGAGAAACCUAUCAGAUCCCAGCCGCGCCUCCAUCUCACGACAACCCCAUCAAGAGCGCCUCCAAGUCGCCAUCCCGGAAGCGCGAAAUCCCCCCCCCUGCUCCCUCACCGCCCACAAAUUCGUCGCGUACCUCGCCCCCGAGACCCCAGUCGCGACGAAGCAUGCCGUCCCCGAGCCGCUCGACGCCGCCGACGCCAGUCGCCACGACGAACCAAUGGUUCUUCACCCAGGACGAGGUCCUCAGCAGCCCCAGCAUCCUAGACGGAUUGUCCCCCGCAGAGGAGAGGUUGAGGCGAGCGAAGGGCGUCAACUUCAUCUACCAAGCCGGCAUCCUCCUCGAACUCCCCCAGACCACUCUCUACGUCGCCGGCGUCUUCUUCCACCGGUUCUUCAUGAGGAGCAGCAUGGUGGAAGAGAAGCACGGAAUCCAUCAUUACAACAUCGCAGCAACGGCACUGUUCCUCGCCAACAAGACGGAAGAGAACUGCCGCAAGACGAAAGAUAUUAUUAUCGCCGUCGCCAAAGUCGCCCAGAAGAACGCGAAGCUCGUCGUCGACGAGCAAUCCAAGGAAUACUGGCGAUGGCGUGACAGCAUCCUGAUGUUCGAGGAGAUCAUGCUCGAGAAUUUAACCUUCGACCUCAUGGUCGACAGCCCGCACUUCAAGCUAUACGACUUCCUAGGUCGCCUAGGCGUCAUCCAUAACAAGAACCUACGACACGCAGCCUGGGCAUUCUGUAACGAUUCCUGUCUAACCGCCCUGCCGCUCCUCAUGGAUGCACGUGACAUCGCCAUCGCAUCCAUCUUCUUUUCCAGCACCUUCACCGGCGAGCAGAUUGAGGACGUCGACGGCGAUCCGUGGUGGCAGACGAUUGGCGGCAACGAGGAUCACUGCGCGAGGGCGAUCCAGGUCCUGGCGGAGUUCUAUGUCGAGAACCCGCUGCGCAAACAGGACAAUCCUUACUCGCAAUCACCCGUGUUCAUCCUCGAGAAUACUCGCAGGAGGGGAGAGGAUAUCGGUGUUCGUUCAGCCAACGGCACGCCUAGAACGGACAGCGCCACGCAGAGUCCGAAGGGCAAGACCAACGGCACAGACGAAGCCGCAGCGGACAGAGAGAUGAUGGACACGACUGGGACCAUAUACCGAUAG